AUGCAGGCUGAGAACUCGCUGGGCGACGGGCCACAGACGCUCAUUGCUGCACUCCAGAACGGCCGCGCGGAAUUUCGAAAAAUCUUGCAGCUUGCUCACUACGUGAAGGAUAUCCAAGCCCUCACCCGGGCGGAGCUCGAUGGUCGUCGAGCGACAUCGCACCUCCUGCCUCCCGAGAUCCUGGGGAUCAUAUUUGAAUAUGCGCUCUCCGCAGAGGAGGCCGUAAACGCACCUAACGAUACCGUCUGGCAAGGUCGCGUUCCUAUGAGCACCGCCUUGGUCAAUUUGCGACAGGUUUGCACACACUGGCGCGACGCCCUCCAAAGCUUCGCCUUCCCGUGGACUUCGAUCGAUGACCGCGGCGGAUCCGAACUCUUCAUCCAGAACUCGAAGCAGCUUCCCGUGUCGGUUCACGUUAAGGAAGACCAUUCCCAGCUUAUUCCCCAUCUUCCCGGUCUCGGCCCCCGCCUACGCGAGCUCUUCUGGGGUCCGGUGUACUCUGAAGCGCACAAGGCGGAUGUGCUUAUCUUCCCGGCGCCGCAACUCGAGCUGCUAUAUUUGAAGUGCUACAACGAACAUACGGCGUCGAUCAACGAGCUGUCGCCCAUGCUCUUCUCGGGACAUGCCCCAAGACUUCGCAAACUCCACCUUACCGGCCACACUGGUCUACCAUGCAAUCAAUUUACAGUUCUAACGCACUUGUGCUUGCAGGAUGUUUGCGAUGCCCUCGAUAUUACUGCGAUCGCCAGCUUGUUACUACAGUGUCCUCGACUGGAGCAUCUCGCGUUCAUCGGGCAUAUGCCUCUACACCCCGACGACCCUGACCCGCAUCCCCUGCGUCCUGCGCAUACUCCUCAAAUGCUCCCUCACCUCCGCCGACUCUCGUUCGAUCGUGUAUCUUCCUGCUUCAUCCUUGAUAUCACCCACAUCAUCUACCCCCGCCGACCAGACUUCGCCCUCCAAGUGCUCCAGUUGCCGAUCAACCGCCUCGACACCGUCAAGCUCUGCAUGUGCGCGUUCCCGUUCCUCACCUCCCACCCGCUCACGUACCUCGCGUACGUCCGCAAAAGUUGGCACUCGAGCAUCGGUCUUGUUGGGUUCAGCGCGCACGGCGCGCUCCGGAUCUUCACCGCGUACGAGGACCUCGACAGCGACAACUUCGAACCGGGUCGCGACACGUCGUGGGCGCUCGCACACCUCGACCGCCUCGAUUCAACCACCGUCGAGGAGUUCUCGUUUGACUUCCUGCGCAUCCGACGGCAGGCCCUGCCACCCGUGCCGGUGGGCACGCGGGAGGUGUUCGCGCGCGUCCGCGCGAUGCCGCGCCUGCGCGUGCUCAACGUCGCCACGAAUGACCUCAGCAUGUUCCUUAGCAUGCUGUACCGCGGCUACCUCGCCGAUCUUUUCGUGGGCGCGGACUGGCACCUGGAGGUGCUGCGCAUAUUCGUGCGGGACCACGUUCCUGGGCAGGCGCCGGUGGUACGCAAUCCGUUCAAUAGAGUGGACGAGGGGGCCGCGAAGGCGCUCGUGAUCGACAGGGUGGUCAUCCACUGUGAUUUGGACCCUGCGUUGUUCACGGUCACCUUGGCCACACUGAGGGCGAUGGGUCCGACUAUAGAGUUUGGGCGCACGGAGGACUUGGGGGAGGCCGCCAGGACGCAGGUUCCGGCGGGCUUUGCGAGCAGCAUGGAUCCGGUCGCCCAUCCUGCCUGGGAAGGUGGACGGUGGCUCAAACCCAUCGACGAUAAUUAG
Molecule: messenger RNA, 1752 nt
Organism: Trametes versicolor FP-101664 SS1
Lineage: Eukaryota; Fungi; Basidiomycota; Agaricomycetes; Polyporales; Polyporaceae
Exons: 2
Coding region: 1-1752 (583 amino acids)
Source: RefSeq, a predicted model, not a curated record